Octodon degus (degu) is the source of this 1621-nucleotide messenger RNA. It is a transcript of the gene Slc45a2, whose product is annotated as solute carrier family 45 member 2. The annotation marks the transcript as partial. Gene Ontology annotation, biological process: transmembrane transport. Gene Ontology annotation, molecular function: sucrose:proton symporter activity. The record is from RefSeq and is a predicted model, not a curated record. Gene Ontology annotation, cellular component: membrane. The transcript has 7 exons. NCBI's taxonomy places the organism in Eukaryota, Metazoa, Chordata, Mammalia, Rodentia, Octodontidae.
AAUGACGGGCAGGCUGGCUCCCACACCUACCAGGCCCUCACUGCGGAUGGCCUCUUUGGGUCUGUGGAGCCACCCAGAAGGUCCACUGGCAGACUCAUCAUGCACAGCCUCGCCAUGUUUGGCCGAGAGUUUUGCUAUGCAGUGGAGGCAGCAUAUGUGACACCCGUGCUCCUCAGUGUGGGCCUGCCCAAGAGUCUGUACAGCAUGGUGUGGCUCCUUAGUCCCCUCCUGGGAUUUCUACUGCAGCCUGUGGUAGGCUCCGCCAGUGACCACUGCCGCUCCAGGUGGGGUCGCAGGAGACCCUACAUCCUUUCCCUGGCCAUCAUGAUGCUACUGGGCCUGGCUUUAUACCUCAAUGGAGAUGCUGUGGUAUCAGCUUUGGUUGUGAACCCAAGGAGGAAACUGGCUUUGGCCAUAAGCAUCACCAUGAUGGGUGUGGUUCUCUUUGAUUUUGCUGCUGACUUCAUUGAUGGGCCAAUCAAAGCCUACUUAUUUGAUGUCUGCUCCCAUGGAGACAAGGAGAGGGGCCUCCACUACCAUGCCUUCUUCACAGGUUUUGGUGGUGCCCUGGGUUACAUCUUGGGUGCCAUAGACUGGGCCCAUCUGGAACUGGGAAGAGUGCUAGGCACAGAAUUUCAAGUCAUGUUCUUCUUCACUGCCCUGAUGCUUACUUUCUGUUUUAUUAUUCAUCUGUGCAGUAUACCUGAAGUCCCACUUACAGAUUUUGCAAAAGACAUUUCUCCCCAACAAACCUCCGGAAGUUCCCCAUUGUCAUCAGAUGGAAUGUACGAGUAUGGUUCUAUUGAAAAAGUUAAAAAUGGUUACAUAAAUCCAGAACUGGCAAUGCAGGUAGGAAAACACAAAAGUCCGGCUGAACAGCCCCAGAGGGCAAUGACCAUAAAGUCACUCCUGAGGGCACUGACAAGCAUGCCUCCCCACUACCGCUGCCUUUGUAUCAGCCACCUCAUCGGAUGGACUGCCUUCCUGUCCAACAUGCUCUUCUUCACAGAUUUCAUGGGUCAGAUUGUGUACCGUGGGGAUCCCUACAGCCCACACAACUCCACAGAGUUUCUCAUCUACGAAAGAGGGGUCGAGGUUGGAUGUUGGGGUUUGUGCAUCAACUCUGUGUUUUCUUCAAUUUAUUCUUACUCUCAGAAAGCUUUGGUAUCCUACAUCGGCUUAAAGGGGCUUUACUUCAUGGGGUAUUUGCUGUUUGGCUUGGGGACUGGACUUAUAGGACUCUUCCCAAAUGUCUACUCCACGCUGGUCCUGUGCACCUUGUUCGGCGUAAUGUCCAGCACCCUGUACACUGUGCCCUUCAGCCUCAUCACUGAGUACCACCAUGAGGAGGAGAAAGAGAGGCAGCAGGAGCCGGGAUGGAGCACAGGCGCCGGCAGCCCUGAACGUGGGAAGGGCGUGGACUGCGCCGCCCUCACCUGCAUGGUGCAGCUGGCUCAGAUCCUGGUGGGAGGAGGCCUGGGCUUCCUGGUCAACACGGCUGGGAGCGUCGCGGUGGUGGUGAUUGCGGCCUCUGCGGUGGCCUUCAUUGGCUGUUGCUUUGUGGCUCUCUUUAUUAGAUAUGUGGAUUAGGCCAAAAAAGAGCCAGUGAUCUUACCCUCAA